AUGCGCAUGCGCAUCGGUUAAGUAAAUCGAGUGCGAACAGCCAGAGUUCCAUAUGCAACCCCAGGACCAAAAUCCAUUAUGAUCAGGCUUUUCAAGAUUAUUAUAGGGAGUGGUUUCGCUGUUGUUCUAAUUUUGAUUGCAAUAGUGUCAAUUAGAACUCUGUCGCUGGACGUCAAUGCAGGACUUCAACUCGCACACUGGGAAAAAACUAGCAAUAUCUCUCUUGACAUAGAUGACCAGAAGCGAGAGGAAGUUAUAUCAAAAUUUAAAGAGGCUAUUCGCAUCCCGACUGUGUCUUUCUCGAGCACGGAGAUCAACACUACGGCACUGGUUCGCUUCAACUUGCUUCUGCAAAGAGCCUUCCCGACGAUUUUCUCAUCAAACUUGGUACACCAUGAAUUGGUGGCCAACUACAGCCACCUAUUUUGGGUCCCGGGAUCGCAGUCCAACCUGAUGCCAUACCUGAUGUUGGCUCAUAUCGAUGUGGUGCCUGCCACAGAGUCAGAUGGCUGGGUGGUUCCACCAUUUUCUGCCCAGGAGAUAGAUGGGUUCAUCUAUGGUAGGGGGACUAUAGAUGACAAGAGCUCUCUAAUGGGAAUUCUUCAAGCCCUGGAAUACCUGCUGAUUAAAGGUUAUGCACCACGCAGAGGGUUUUACAUCGGCCUCGGCCAUGAUGAAGAGAUCAGUGGCUACAAAGGGGCCAUGAGCAUCGUACGACUGCUGCAGCAGCGUCAUGUACAACUGUCAUUUGUCCUGGAUGAGGGUUUAGCUGUACUAGAUGGGGUCAUCAGUGGUCUCAAAGGACCUGCUGCUUUAAUUGGGGUAAGUGAAAAAGGCUCUGCCACUGUAAAGCUGAGUGUGUCCACUCCUCCUGGUCAUGCAUCAAUGCCUCCAAGGGAGAGCAGCAUCGGGAUUUUGGCUGCGGCAGUCAAAAGGCUAGAGGAGAACCCGAUGCCCAGGUUGUUUGGUUAUGGACCUGAACGUGCAACCUUUGAACACUUGGCACACAAGUUUAAUUACCCAAUGAAGUUCAUAUUGUCAAAUUUAUGGCUGUUUUCUCCACUCAUUGGCAGAUUUCUUGAACAAAAACCAGACACUAACGCGUUUGUGAGAACAACUACAGCGGUCACCGUCUUUAAUGGUGGCGUUAAGACAAAUGUUCUUCCGUCCCUUGCUGAAGCCUAUGUGAAUCUACGAAUUCACACGGCGCAAUCAUUACAAGAGGUCCUGGACCUCAUCCAGUAUACGGUUGGGGACCACCGUGUAAAUAUAGAGCUAAUUGAAGGCUUUGAUCCUUUACCGGUCAGUUCAUCUGAUGAGACAUCUUACGGCUUCCAAAUAAUCAAAAAAACAGUGUUGGACAUGUUUCCGACAGUAGUAGUCGCUCCAGGUAUAUGCGUCGGGAAUACGGACAGUCGUCACUUCAAAGCUCUGACCACCGAUAUUUACCGCUUUAUCCCUUUGUGGUUUAAACCAGGCGAUGCAAAGAGAUUCCAUGGCAUUAAUGAAAGAAUAUCCAGAAAGAACUACGAGGAGCUUAUUCUCUUCUACUCCAGAUUGAUCCAAAACUGUGACAUUCAGAAACUUCCUGAGCCUCACACCACUCUUCAUGAACUCUAAAAUGUAGCAAGGAAAGUUAUAUCCUUUGACCAAGUCAUCAUAUAUUAACUUAAAGUAAAUAUUAUUUGAUUAAAACUACUGUGACGGACAUUUCUCUGUCAAAUGAAACUGUUCCCUACUUUGGAACUUUGGAAAUGCUGGAAUGUGAUAUUUAAAUGAUGAUUUUAUGAUUGUGGUAUUUGAUAAAAGUGUAUAUGUUAAGUUUUGCAACACCUUAUUAUUAUUAGUAUUUGCACUGUAAUAUUUACACUGGUACAAUGGGCACUUAUUAAGUAUGAUUCAGUACAGUAGUCAUGUAUUACAAUAGUUCAAUAUAACAUUCACCACAAGGUGUCAUCCAAAUACAGGUUUCUCUCAUUGGAGUUAAGUUAUUGCAAUGCAGUAGGAUUGCAGGAUAGUAAUUUUUUCUGGUAAAACAACAAAAAUGUGAUUUCUAUUUAUCAAGAGUAAAAAUUUUAUAUAAUGUAUUUUUUAUGCUGCACGGUGGGCGAGUAGUUGCCGUGUUGACCAAACAGUCAAGAGAUUGGGAUGACCUGGGUUAAAUUCGCCGCUUGGUCAGAAUUCCCUAUCCGGGGGAUAGGCUCCAGCAACCCUAGUGAGAAGUGGCAUAAAAAAUGAUGGAUGGUAUUUUUUUUACAUUAUUAAUUUUACACAAUACAUUACAAUAUUACUGUGGUUAUCACAGCUACGAGACACAAGUUCAA
Messenger RNA from Doryrhamphus excisus (bluestripe pipefish), 2324 nucleotides. Its product is annotated as N-fatty-acyl-amino acid synthase/hydrolase PM20D1.2-like. The record is from RefSeq and is a predicted model, not a curated record. Gene Ontology annotation, biological process: amino acid metabolic process; lipid metabolic process. Lineage: Eukaryota; Metazoa; Chordata; Actinopteri; Syngnathiformes; Syngnathidae. Gene Ontology annotation, molecular function: metallocarboxypeptidase activity; hydrolase activity, acting on carbon-nitrogen (but not peptide) bonds, in linear amides.